Messenger RNA from Lingula anatina, 1152 nucleotides. RefSeq names its product COMM domain-containing protein 1-like. Gene Ontology annotation, biological process: copper ion homeostasis; negative regulation of protein localization to cell surface; regulation of proteasomal ubiquitin-dependent protein catabolic process. Gene Ontology annotation, cellular component: endosome. The record is from RefSeq and is a predicted model, not a curated record. NCBI's taxonomy places the organism in Eukaryota, Metazoa, Brachiopoda, Lingulata, Lingulida, Lingulidae.
GGCGGAAGUCAUGGCAGACGAAGCAAAGAGUUUGUUGGCUCUUUUAAACGGCAUUGCACGCAAAGAUUUCUACAAUGACACAGAUAUUACACACGAUUUGCUCAAGAGUGAACUAUACGCGGAUAUGUCGGAGGAGGAUUUUCAAAAUCUGAUGAAGAAAUCGACCAAUUUAAUCAAGAGCAUGUCAUCAGCUGACAUGGAUUUUAACCAACUGGAAGCCUUCUUGACAUCGCAGACAAGGAAGAAGGAUGGUGGACUGACAGAGGAGCAGGCCAAAGUUUAUGCCAAGUUCUGGAAAAACCAUAAGACAAAAAUCCAUGAUAGCCUAGUUGCCCAAUCUACAUGGGAUAAUACUCUUAAAUCUGUUAACUGGAGGAUAGAUAUAAAAACUCAGGCAAAACACAUUGAACAAAUCAACACCCCCACUGCCAUUGUAGAGGUGCAAUUAGAAAGUGCUAAAGAUAAGACCCAAGAGACUCAGACAUUUGAGAUGGAUGAAGAAAAACUAAAAGAUGUUUUAAGCAGUAUACAGGACAUUGAAAAACAGAUUGUUCAGUAUUGCCAAAAUCAGGGAUAACACAGGAAAGGAAAUGACAGGAAAUAAAAUUUAUAUUACACAUUGUUAUAAGAUUUAAGAGGGGCCUGCUGGCAUAGAAUGUUUAGGUGCACGUUAAGUUAAACAUUUGAUGAAUGUCUGUGAGAUUACCAAAAAAAUAAAGACUGAAAUUUCAAGAAGGGUGACUGAUAUAAGCAUGAUUAAGAUGUGUUAGAGAUGCCUUGUGAGGUGCAUUUAAAUUGCUCUUCUGAACAUUUUAUAAAAUGGCAAAAGAAAUGAUGUACAAUUCUUGUAAUAGUAGUAGUUAUUUAUGUCAGUUGGGAUUGGCUAUGUGAAAAGGCCUGAUUUCAUGAGCUGGUGAUACAGGAUUAUGAUUUAAAUUCGCCCUAUAUUAAGACAAUAAAACAGAAAUUGCCAAGAAGUUGAUUCUGGAAAAAAUUAUAAAAAUUAAAUAGAUAUGACUAUUAAAAGAGAGAACUUUAAAGAGAUAAAGUUUUGCAUAUUAAAAAAAAAAAAGAAAAGAAAUACCAUAAAAAUAAGAUGUAUCAUUUCAAGAUCAUAUUUUGUUGCAAUGACAAUUUUUAAACUUGCAACAC